AUGUCGCGCGAUACCCGGAGACGCCUUAUGGCGGAGACGUCUGAAUUUGGCGAGAUGAUCACGGCCAGACCUCGGCUCAUGCGUUCUCGGGGAUCAUCACUGUCGACGCAGGACUCCUUCAACACCAGAGACGGUCUUGGGACAGGUCUUGAAGCCAGUAGCGGAUCACCAUCGUUCAAUAAUGAGAAUGGCGUGGAUGGUACGAGGGUGAAAAUGCAGACACGCGUCGCUGUUCGGGACAAAACGCCUCAUCAGUUCCAGGUCGUCCCUCUCCGCGAUGCCAGCAAGUAUGCCACGACCAGGCCAGAACUGUCGACUAAGCUGCCUACGCACUCUAAUCAUCAGCGCAAUCAAAUCCUCUGCUCGCCUUCUGGAAAACCUGCUCCCAUCCGUCAGGCGAGGACACUGGAGUCUUUGCCGUCCUUACAAUCUGUGGAGAAGGUUGCAUCGAUGGAUACUGCUGAAACCAAGGUCCCCGAUCAUUACCCUAGUCAGCUCUUCAUACCGAGCAAGUUGGUUCCUCUUCUCUCUGAUACCAAACUACCUGCGCGACAGGUUGAUGGUGGGAGGAGACUUCUGUCGGAAGUAGAUCUGAAUCGAGAACGGCGACCUUCUAUUACUGGGACAUCUGGAUCUAGUAAUGCUACGCACGAGGUGGCUCUUGGAAGGUCUCGGAAAUUCCAAACAGUCAGACCCAUCUCUAGGCGCACUUCUGUUAUCAGCGAGGCGAGAUCGACAAUGACAACUGCACACACUAUUUUACGCUCUCUACAACUUCGAGCACGCUAUGGUCAUCCCAAAUCUCAAAGCCUGAGCGACUUCGACCCAUCCAGACUAUCUCUUCUUGACCUGUAUACCGAUAGGAAGAGCCUUGCUUCGAAUGAUUCUCAAGACGAGUUGACGACGAGAGUCAGGUCACGGAAGGAUGCCCAGGAUAUCGAAGAUUCACAACUGAACCGACGCCAUGCAAUCUAUUCAGAAUCCGCUUUCUUACCGUACAUCACUGAAACGGGGCCCCCUUCUGCACGCGGCGGUGGUCUGCAUGCUGUUGACGAGGAAACGAUGUCACCGAAGCCCUAUCCUGCGUGCCGAAUGCAACUGGAUCAACAUGAACAACACGUAUCCUCUCAGGCGGGUCCAGAAACCAUCUCUACGCGAAGGGCGAAGGGACCAGACAAGAGCUUUGCAAGCCCGACAACACCUCGUCGUGUUCCUGGGGAUCUCGUCGAAAUCAAGCCCAUACAUGCGCCCUUCUCUCAUCCUUCCUUGCCAACAAAACCCCUGAACUACAAGAAAGCUUCCAACACGAAAGUGUUCGUUACAGGUUCUAGUUUACAGAUGGGUGUUGACACCGGAGCCUAUCCCAAGAUUAUUCUCGACAUCUUCGUCGACCUUGACGUGGCCAUUCGGGAAUGGAGCACACUCUGCUAA
Cyclocybe aegerita is the source of this 1431-nucleotide messenger RNA. The record is from the annotation of a GenBank genome assembly. NCBI's taxonomy places the organism in Eukaryota, Fungi, Basidiomycota, Agaricomycetes, Agaricales, Hemipholiotaceae.